This is a messenger RNA of Caenorhabditis elegans, 555 nucleotides long. Lineage: Eukaryota; Metazoa; Nematoda; Chromadorea; Rhabditida; Rhabditidae. The record is from the annotation of a RefSeq genome assembly.
AUGAAUAAACAACCCGGAGAGCAGCCAGUCAGCUGUGCGACUUCAACUGAGAAAUCCGAAAAGGAGCCACCGAAGAGCCGAGCGGAAGCUGGAAUGAUGCGUGGCGGCGGGAGACUUCCACAGCCACGGGAUACUCCGAUGGAGGUGCCGAAUAUGGUCGCAGCAAUGCCGGUUCAGAUGACGGGAUUCGUGGACCUCGCCCCUCACACCAUACUCGACGUCCUGGCUCAAACCACCUCCCUUAUGAUUGUCCAAUGCCUUGAACCACUCGAGAUCUUCACCGGAAUCGAGACCCCCAAUCGCUACGUGGUCCACGAUAUGUACUGCCGUCCGCUGCUCUAUUGUAUGGAAAGAUCCAGUUUCUUUGCUCGCCAACAUCAAGGAUCCCACCGCAACUUUGCUAUGCAGUGCAUGGAUAUUUUCGGGGCUCCUGUGAUGAAUUGCUUCAGAAGUCGACCGUGUUGCUCGUGUGAUGACUUUCACACCAGAGGUUUCGAUUGCAAUGAAGAAAUGGACGAGAAGUACGACGUGCACUUUGGAGACAGCCGUUGGUGA